CUGCACUAUCAAUGUUUGCAUCAACACAUAUAACAUCGAUCUGGCUUUCGCCUCUGCUUUUUAAGCAAAAUAAUGUCCUUCGAGAUAGAUGAGCGGAGGUUUUGUGCCUACUUACUUGCGGAUGCUCACAGUGUCAUGGGUUGUUCCACAUUGUCACCAAACCGGUGCCCCAAGAGAGAGAGUACGAACUAUAUAUAAGGUGAGGAUAUUCCUCUCGUUUGUUCAACAUGGCAAAUGGAUUUCGGGUAGAUCCAUGUGUAAACCAGCUCGACUCUUCAAUGGACGUCUACGCAAUAGAGAUUCAUCUUUGAGCUUCUGCAUCGUUGAAGACCCUUCAAUGGAAGUAUGUUGCAUGUAGGAAUGGGCAAAUUUGAGGGAUAUGGAAGAUUAAACCGCUCUGAGACUUCCAGCUUUGACUUUCAUCUUGCCCAUGAGAAUUUGAAUUUCAAUUUCUUAAUUGUUUCAGUUUAACUGUGGGUGUAAUACUGAAAAACAGAUGGCGGCCAGCAUUGUCCUCAAGGUCCUCCUCCCGUUCCCAUGGAUAUCUUGCUUUUCCUUCUCCGUCUUGAGAGAAGGAACAGCUACGACCUGCUGGAAGGAGCACCUUCUGGAAUCAUGUUAAGCAGACGCGGACUUAUAGGAACUCCAGAUGUGCGUCAAUUUGACAGGAUCAAGAGGAUGGGGACAGAGCAGGAUGUUGAGAACAGAAGUGGAAGCAAAGGAACGACCCCUGUCGUGUUCAGCUGUAGUGCAUAGGCGGAAGUCGUGCUCUGCUGCAGGGAGUCGCACGGUGGGAGUAGGCAGCGGCGCUCUACUCGUGUAGGUUUUUGUUGGUCCCACGCACAGGCUAUCGAUCCGCCCUACGGCGCGCUGCAGCGACGGAACAACACCACGGCGCGGUGCAGCAUCUAGUGCGCCGUUGAUCCUCUUCUCCUUCGGUACCUUAGGACUGGCCUAAAGAAACAGGAGAAGCAGGAGGACCAGCGAUGAUCGAGGUGAAAUCUUUGGACCUGGUGCGAUAUGUGGCGCAUCUUGCGCGUGCUGCGUGGUCACCUGAAUAUGGCUUACCGUAGGAGUCAUUCAUCUUCAGAAGCAAUGCUCUACCUUUGACAUGACAAUUUCUUCAAGGGAUGAAGUUAUUAAUGUCGUGGUCAAAGAGAAAGAUAACACUUUCUUCUAGCUAGGGAUACGAAUGUGGGUCGUAAUAUUAAGGUCUAACCGUCGCUUUUCCUACGAUUAAGGCCCAGAGAUCAUGUUUUCCGGCUUAUGCAUGAAGUGUGGCCAGCAGAAGGUGAGAGUCUACGCUGGACGAUGCGUUGUCUCUUCGCUAUUGGCCUUUUACGCUCGCUGUUGCUUUACCACUCGACGAAUUUGCUGAAGCGACUUUAUGAUGGGGAAAAUGGUUUUGAGCGAAGCAACUAGUAUCUAGUAGGGCUCUCUCUCCUUAAGUUGCCAACUAGUAGAUAAGUAUAUGCAACUACCAGAUCGGGGGCUCCAUGUAAAAAAGAACGACGCGGAUGUGCAGCUCACUCUUCCAGUUUUCUUCACCCGUCAACCACCUCCGCAUUAACUCCUUAGUUCCACCUGAAUAAAGAUUCUUGUAAAGAGCCUCUCUUUGCUGAAUUGUUCAUAACCUGGUUCUCUCUUUGCUAAAUUGUUCUCUCUUUCUCUCUCUCUCUUCCUUGUUUAUAACCUAGUUCCCGCAUUGUAUGGCGAGAAAUCGACGAGUCUUCUGCGCUUAGAGAGCCUCUUCGUGCGCGGUGUAGUUCUCGCACUCUGUGCGGGCCUGCAGCAUGCGGCGCAACAAUUCUUGAGCACGCGAUUGCACAUCGAGUUCCGCGCUCGCCUCGUUUCAAAAGUCCACGAACUCUACUUUUCCCGACGCCGUUAUUACCGACUCACACAGGAACAAACACGCAUUCAAAACCCGCAAGAUCUGGUCACGACUGAGCUAAAUUUAUGACGAUGAAAGAAAGCUUCUGCUUCUCUCCUCCACAUUGUUCUUAAGUAUGUCUUCUAUGCUAUGUUCUUCUUCCUUGCAGUUCUUCUAGGUUCUAAAGAUAAAACUAAAACUAAAAACCAGGAGUGGUCAACAAGAAAGUUUCAGUUAUUGUUAUCCUGACCCUGAGAAGUACUUAAAUAGAACCACUACAGUAGAAGUUUCGCUCCUCUUGUCAUUUACCUAUUUUCAGUGGCUCUACGUAGUCUUAGAGCCUGAGCUAGAAGCACAAUCUUCCAUACUUUCCUGCCGACAGGAGUCAGUUCAAAUUACCUCGCCUUACUUCUAGAGCCAUUUAUUCCAGACUAAGUUCUUCCAUCGCCUACAACAUUAGCCGCCAUUUCCAGACAUCGCCUAAAUUCUUCCAUCGCCUCUCGGCUGUCCGUUUUUGUUUCGACGCUUCUCCUGUCGCUUCCACAAUUGGGUACACUUUCGCUGCGGCUGUUCGCAUCCUAUGGCCCGUGGUUGGCGCUGUUUCCGCAGGCGUAUCUCCUCCUCAUGUACGAGCUAGCGCAACGAGCAUUCCCGAAGAACGUAGGGCAACUACACAGGGAAAGCGCGGUAAUGAAGUAGAUGGUCUAUUGUAUUGUUCUGGUAUUUGGUAUAGCCUGAUUUCGAUCAUAAGGGAAAACAAGAAGAGAAUGCUUGUGAUCAAAUUCAGGCUUUUACCAAAUACCGGAAACAUUCUUCUUCUAUGACUAUCAGCUGAAAAUAAUACAUCUAUCACUAUCUCCUGAAUUGUCUCCCAGAUCGCUUCGAGCAAUUACCGCUCAGCGUGUACGCGAUUACAGCAGAAUGCAGAGGGGGUUGGAUGUGUCGUGGGAGGAGCCGUCAGAGAAAAGCAGAUUUUGGAGGACUACUUUGAUGUGUGUCUCUCGAAGGAGACGGUAUUGGCACGCACGGCGCGUAAGUUUGUAUGGAUCCUGAUGCUUUUUCCAUCUGCAUUUACUUUUACUUAUAGCUUCUUCUAGGUCGUUG
This is a messenger RNA of Amoebophrya sp. A25, 2977 nucleotides long. NCBI's taxonomy places the organism in Eukaryota, Dinophyceae, Syndiniales, Amoebophryaceae. The record is from the annotation of a GenBank genome assembly.